AUGGCGUCCUUCCCCCAACUCACCCUCUACCGCGCCAACGGCAGCUGCGCCUUCAUCCCGCACUCAGUGCUCCGCGAGCUCGGCAUCCCCUUCACGGCCGUGCGUAUGACGAUGGGGGCGGGCGGGCUGUGGGAAGCGGCCGACGGGACGCUGUCGCACGCCGAGUACCGGCGGACGGUCAACGCGCUGGGCGUGAUCCCGUCCCUCAAGGUCGAGGAAGCCGACGGCGCCGUCGCCGUCAUCACCGAGAUGCCCGCCGUGCUCACGUACAUCGCGAGCCUGGCACCGACGGCGGGCGACGCCCAGCAUAUCGCCGGCAAGACGGCCGUCGCGCGCGCCCUCGCCGUCUCGUGGCUGGCCUUUCUCUCGGGCCAGCUGCACGGCCGGGGCUACGGCGCCCUGUGGCGCCCGCGCCGCUACGUCGACGGCGCGCGCUACCCCGACGCCGAGAAGCUCGUCAUUGCCGGCAGUCGUGUUUCUAUCGCGGAAUGCUAUGCCCUGAUCGAGGGGCGCCUGCCCGCUGCCGACGCCGGCUUCGCCCUCGGCACGCUCGAGACCCAGCCCUCGCUCGUCGACUUUAAUGUCUAUCUCUUCUACCGCUGGGGCGUCGAGAACGGCUUCGCCAUGGACACCUACCCCAGGUACACGCGCCUGGCGCGCGCGAUGGAGACGAGGGGGAGCGUCAAGAAGGCGAUUGAGGUUGAGGAGCUGGAUUUCAAGUUUCCUGUGUAAUUGGGGAUUCGGGGAAGGGAUGGCCGCGGGUGCUGAUAGAUAUGCCUUCCUAAAAUUUAAGAGAACAUUUCUAUCCACUGUCAAACCGUUGCCGUGCACUGUAAGUACAUCAGCGCUAGGUGUUCGUGGUACUCAAACUACGUAGGGAUCCUACAGGUCGAAGGGUUGGUAGAUCUACCGGGGGUAAUGUUGUGUCUAUUCUCUCUCUCUCUCUCUCCGGAACUAAGGUAGGUUCUGCGUGCGACCGGGGUUUUUGUGUGUGUGUGAGAGGUCCGCGCGCCGCACGUGCCUACUUGCACGUGCGUACUCGCGCGAUCUCUGCUUCCUCCCUGCUAGUGUGC
Lasiosphaeria miniovina is the source of this 1073-nucleotide messenger RNA. RefSeq lists its product as uncharacterized. The coding region runs from base 1 to 732 and encodes 243 amino acids. The record is from RefSeq and is a predicted model, not a curated record. The transcript has a single exon. Lineage: Eukaryota; Fungi; Ascomycota; Sordariomycetes; Sordariales; Lasiosphaeriaceae.